AUGCUUGAUUCUGUGGCUGAACUUGGUAGUAGACGACAUCUUGACGUGGUGGUGGCGGCGGCGGUGGCGGUGGCCAGUAUGGUGGUGGAGGUGGAGGGGGCGGUGGUGGCCAAUAUGGGGGGUGGGGAUGAUGGUGGCGAUAUUCGGGCGGGCAGUCGGGGUAGUAUUCGUAUGACCACCUUGGCCAAUAAUGACCUUAUAAAGAGGCAGGAGAUAUUUGACAAGAAAUAUAGAAUACACAUAGGAGACAGAGACAACUGGAAGGUGGAAGUCGGACACCCGACGACCAUCUGCUUCACGGAUGGCUCAAGAAGAAGCUCGACGAAACUAGCAGGAGCGGGCAUAGUGAUCCCCAAACUGGGAGAGAAAGUAUCACUACCACUGGGUAGAUAUGCUAGCGUUCCAAGCCGAGGCGCAAGCAUAAUCAAGAAGAGUGUAAAACAAGAGGGCGCUGUCGUAAUAUACACAGACAGCCAGGCAGCACUAAAGGCACUAAAGAAAAUAUCAGUUACCUCCUCUCUUGUGAGAGAAUGUCGAGAGGAGCUCAACUUGAUAGGCAAGCAAAGAAGUGUCACGGUGGCAUGGGUACCAGGACACCAGGGAGUAACGGGAAACGAGAAAGCAGACGAGCUGGCGAGGAUAGGGGCGGAGACGGAAUACAUAGGUCCGGAACCGGCUCUGCCUAUGUCAGUGGAUGUCACGAAGGGAGUCAUAGAGAAGGUAAAAGAGAUGGAAGCACAGAGAGAAUGGGAAGAAGAGACUGGAUGCAGACAGUCGAAGAUGAUGAUCAAAGGUAUAGACCACAGGAGAACCAGGUAUCUUCUGAAACUAGAUAAGAGCAGUCUGAGACUAUUGACAGGUAUCAUUACAGGUCACAAUACUCUCAACAGACACCUUAAGAUAAUGGAAAUUAGUAGAGACGCCUCCUGUCCACAUUGUGGUAAGGAGGAGACUAGCUUACACUUACUAGCAGAAUGUACUAUGUACGCGGCACCGCGAUAUAAUACAUUCGGUAGAGAUACACUAAAAGAAAACGAACUAAAGGACGUCGAACUCAAAGAUGUCCUUCUGUUCUGCAGGAAAACAAGAAGACUUGAGGAGAAUAGUGUGGGAAUGCCGCCGGGACAGUAA
Messenger RNA from Cydia splendana, 1131 nucleotides. RefSeq lists its product as uncharacterized. The transcript is spliced from 2 exons. Lineage: Eukaryota; Metazoa; Arthropoda; Insecta; Lepidoptera; Tortricidae. The record is from RefSeq and is a predicted model, not a curated record. Bases 1 to 1131 code for a protein of 376 amino acids. Gene Ontology annotation, molecular function: nucleic acid binding; RNA-DNA hybrid ribonuclease activity.